Molecule: messenger RNA, 4890 nt
Organism: Cladocopium goreaui
Lineage: Eukaryota; Dinophyceae; Suessiales; Symbiodiniaceae
Source: the annotation of a GenBank genome assembly
AUGGUCUCAUACUUCCUGUUGCUUGAAAAGGAGAGCCUUUGUCCCAGCUGCCAGCAUUUCGACACAAUCAACUCAUCGAAGACACUUCCAACAUCCAUAAGCGUUGCGCCCCAAGAGCUAUUGGAGCCUGAAAGCCCUGAAAGCCCUGAAAGCCCUGACGGUCGAAAGGCGAACGGCCGAUGGUUUCGGAGCGCGAAACUGUUGGUCCACAGUUUGUCCAAUUGCAGCAGUGUCAAGACGUGCAGCAGAGCAUGGUCUUUCCUGGCCAUUCUUUUUAGGCCUCACCCGAGAUUCAGGAAGAGCAGAGCAUGGUCGUCAAAAACUCCACAAGAAACGCAAUGGAAAGCACUUGCUGAUUCCGUGGAGCUGGUGGAACUCCAUCAACUCCGUGCGUUGAGUAUGUUGAGCAUGUUGAGCAGCCGAGGAUCGGAAACGGAAACGCCGUCGGAGACCUCUUCGGUGCUGCUGCUCUCCGCAGACAGCGAGUCCUAUUUCCAUCGCCCGUCUGUCGCGCCCUUCAUCCGCCAACUGCGGUGCUAUGCGCAACGCCGCAAGAUGCGCCUGGUGUUGGACGGCGGACCUUGGCCUUUGAACUAUUUCAACGUGGGUCUUCAAGCAGCGUACACUUGGACAGUCCAUUGGACUGCCGGAGAAGCUCGUGAAUCCCAUCAUGCAUUGGAGGACAUGCGAAAUUUGAUGGUCGAUCUGGUGUCAAAGCGACAGUUGCAACGGGCAUCCGAGCUCCUCGGUUGGAAGCGUCUCAAUGUUUACUCUGAGGAUCCCGCCAAGAUGACGAAGAUUUGGUCCAUCCAGAGACAGUUGGAAGGGAACGCCAGCAUGGUGGUUUACUUGGAUACUGAUGUCAUUAUUCGCCCAGACAGUUUACACUCAGGUUUGGUCCCACUUUUGUUGCUACACGACUCCACUUCGAAAGCUUGGAAUCGUUCAAGCCGACCGGGUCGACGAAGUCGCCCCAGUCGCCCCAGUCGCCCCGGUGAUAUUUUUGUGCGAGAUUCCCAUCCAGGCACGGAGUGUGUCAACAUUGGUUUCCUGGCGGUGCGGAAUACCCGUGCCACACAACUGCUGCUGGAACUUUGGCGACAAAAGACUCAUUGGAGUGCUUUUUGGGAUCAAAGUGCCCUGGCCGAGUCUUUGUUGGAAUUGGUGGGAAUGGAGAUGCAAAAUCGGGGUCAAGUUGGCUACAGAUCGCAGUGCUUGCAUUUCUUGUUUCCAGGAGAAUUUGGAGAAGUGCCGUACAAUGCGUAUUGUGAUUGCUGGCAAGACGCUCUGCGAGACAUGAUUGGCCCCUAUCGUCAGCGCCGGAGCCGAGUGGUGAGUUUUGUGGAUCCUGAAGAACUUGACGUAAACUUCGUCCCCAACGACGUCUUUUGGGACCAUGGUUUCUCAUUGGAAGGAAUGAGAUUGGUCAGGAGCGACAUUAGUGAAAUCAUGCAACCUUUGAUCAUUCAUUGGGCUGGUGUGAGCAAUCAAGACAUGCGGCUACACUUUGUCAACGAAUAUUUGAAGCGACGGUUCAACACCACUUUCUCGAAAGGAACUUGUUCCAGGCUGACGCCACAGCUCACGCCGCUCACACCACAGACGCCGCCACGGUUUUUCUCCCAUGGAAGGCUGGUGAGGUGCUGUAGAAAUCUGCAGAAAGAGCAGCAGCGCCUUGCGUUGGUCGACUUUCGCCAGAUGUGUUACUGGGGCUGCUGUGAAUGGAGACCCAUCAAGGCAGCGGAUUGCCACAGGUUGAUGGCACCGAGUCGAAAAAGAUGCCCAGCUGCCGAUGAGACUGUGCACGCAAUGCUGUGCACAGGCAUGGCAGCACAGUGCAACAGACAGUUGAUCUUGAAAGAGUCUUUCACAGAUCAAUCAGCAUACAGACUUGAGGCUGAGACUCGAGAUGAAACAGACAAGGCGAACAAAGAGUUUGAUCGAUGGAGUGAUGACGACACUCCACAGGCCACCAAGUGCAAAGUCGACCUUAGCAGUCCAUCGUUGGCGCAAGCAAAGAUAAAUUUUGCGGCGCUGAUGUGUGACAACCAGAAAUUGCUGCACUUGAGCUGGAUGGUGAAAGCAACAAAAGAGCGUGAGUUCGACGCUUGGAGCGAAGUGCCUUGGCAAAUCACGACCAUUCCACACUGCGCAGACACUGCACAGACCAUGUCGCACGAGAUGUCACGAUGCCACGUCAUCUUGGGCACAUUGGGCACCGAGGAAAGUGUGGCAAGUGCCUUAGACGAGGUGGAGCAGGAACAAAAGGAAGACCAGGAGCUUUUCUUCACCGAUGCAGCGCCGGACCACUCCUUGGGUGUUUCGAGUAAGCACCGCGCACCACAUCCCAGCCAUCCCAGCCACUCGGCAGCCGAAAGCUUCGACGGAUCGAUGGUUGAGGUGCGUUUGUCGCCCAGACCUCCCAAGGCUCCACCGCCAGCACAUUUGCUUCAAGCAGAAAGAGAAGCAGUGGAGUGGCUUCGAAAAAAAGCGGAGGUCCCAGUCCAGCCUCAGCCUCCAGCGCCAGCCAUGCCGGCCACAGUGCCACGGGGGCGACCUGUGCCACCACCGCCGCGACUGAUGCGACCGAUGCGACCAGGGCCAAUGCAAUCGGCGCCGCGCCCCGUGGUGCAACCAGUGCAACACGUGCCACAGAUGCCACAGAUGCGACAGAUGGCAGGACCGGCAGGACAGGUGCCUCAAACAAUGCAGGUGCCCCGGGUGCGACAAGUGGCAGUGACACCUGUGGUGCUUGUCCCCGUGUCACCCUGUGCCACCUGGACCUGUUUCUUUUCGCUGCAGCAUGGACUGGAACGGAUGAAGCUUCUGGGAACCCUGCUGUUGGGUGAUGCGGCAACGGCUCAGGCUUUGGUACAAGAUGCCAACGCCAACUUGAAGCUGAGCCAUCGUACUUCAUUUGAAGAUGUCAAGAAAGCGGCCUUGAAAGCUGUGCUGCAGCUGGUGCCCAUGACUGAUGCCAAGGAUCAACAGGCUCGGGACUCUCUGGAAAAGUACCUCCUCUCCAAGGACCGUGCAGGUGUGGUACGAGUUGGCAUGCGAGAUUUGUAUCUCAUUCCACCAUCCAAGGCAGAGGAUUGCGGCCUCAAAGUGGUGCCCCAAGCAAAGUGUAUUGUUGCAGCUGUUGCAGAGAAAAGUCGCUCGAAAAAGUCCAAGAGCACCGCAGAGGUUCGGCAUGGAGAAACGGAGAGCAACGGGCGCUGCCUUGUGAGCUCCCUCCAAGGGCAGUUUGCAGACUUCGUCCCACGCGCGAUGUUCACUUUCGACCACCAUCCGCAUUGGUUUGUAGGUCAUAUGUCCAAAGGAAAGGUGAAAAUCGAGCAAAAAAUGAAGGAUGUCGACGUCAUUCUGGAAGUCAGAGAUGCUCGAGCCCCCUUCACCUCAGCGCAGUUCGAGUUGACAGGCAAUCUGUCAGACAAUGUUCAGCGAUUGGUCGUCCUCAACAAGGCUGAUUUGGUGACGCCAACCGUUGGGCUGGCCAUGAGGAAUGUAAUCGAGGAAGCUGGGCAACCAUGCUUGCUGACAAUAGCGUCAGAAAACAGGAACUUGGUGAAGAUCAGGGACUUCGCAUUGGAACAUGUGCGGGCAAAGUAUCCGCGGACUCUGGGCGUGAUGUUGAUGGUGGUUGGUCUGCCCAAUGUUGGCAAGUCGACGAUCAUCAACGGCCUGAAACAGAUCGGUUUUGGCACGGCCAGACAUACUGGGAAACGUAAGCUCAUGCAGGGAGUCAAAUGGACUGUGCCGAAGUUCAACUGUGUACCUGGACUGACACGCGACGUGUCCUUUUUUCAGCUGUCAAGUCAUCCGAGGCUGUACUGCUAUGACACACCUGGAGUUUCGCUUCUGAAGAGGCGGAACGACCCAGAGCGCAAUGCAAAGUUGGGGGUGUUGAAAUGCAUGCCGGAUCACAUUGCUGGGGAGAUCUACCUCGCAGAUUAUCUUCUGUAUCGUUUGAACAGGGAUCGUGUCUUCGAUUAUGUCUCAGAGUUAGAGCUGCCAGCUCCCACGGAUGACAUCCGCUAUUUGUGUGCCCACAUCGCUGACAUUUUGGUACGGAAGGACAUGCAGGUCAACCCAAGAGACCAAAGACACGUUGGAAGUGGUGCAGUGUUCUUCCUCGAUCUCUGGCGGAAGGGGAAGCUCGGAAAGGUCUGUUUGGAUUACAUCCCAAAUCCAGAAGAGGUGCAGCGCUUACGACAGAUGCGAGCUGAAACGGAACCACCGGGACCUUGGGGUCCACCAGCCUAUCCGGAGGUGCCUGAAGGUCUGGAGCUUUCACGAAGAGGUCCGUACCUACCUCCAGGCUUUCAGCCUCGCAGCCGGACACCUUCGGAUGCAAAUGUGGCCAGUGCAACCAUCGCCUUGAAAAGAGUUGUGGUGGCCGAUGAUACAGAGGAUUCUGAGGAACCGAAGAACGACAAGAAGGUUGACAACAACCGGGACAAAGAAGAUGACCAGAAAAACGAAAACAAGGACGGCGAAGCAGCUGUCGCAGAAGAAAAGAACGAGGAGACGAAGAAGGAAGAAACCACUGAGGACUUGAAAGCAGCCGCCCCAGAUGAAAAGAAGGAGGCGAAGCCGGAAGCAAAGCAGGAUAAGCAGGACAAUGACAGCCAGGCUUCCAAGGUGCCACAUUCGCCCUUUGAAAGUCUCAAAGCCCAAGCAAAGCCGCAGGCUAAGCCGCGCUUCUCUCGUCUCGAUGUGGAGAAUGCUGCGUGCACCUGCUCCUAUGUGGGUUCUGCAUGGGUAGAUUCGGGUAGAUUGGAAUCUAUGGAAUCUAUGGAAUCGGACCCAACACGCCCAACAGUCCAAGAAUUUGGAGCACCAACUGGAAGUGCCUUCGUCAACAAACCUGGCGAGCAGUUGCACUAA